AUCUUUCCUCUUUUAUUUAAUUUGCCCCUUUUCUUUCCUCCCUAUAUUAACCAUAAUCUUGAUUCUUGAUUAUUUGUUUUUUUUUUUCUUUCAAACAUCUGAAAAUUUUAAACUUCGAGGAUUUUAAUCAUAUAUCAAAAUGGGCAAUAUAUGUUUUUCUAGCUCAAAAGUUAGUGGUUCUAACAGCAACACCACCACCACCAAUACCGCCACCGUGAAUGGCCACCGUAAUCGGCGGAGCUCAGCGAAACCGGUUUCUGCAACAACAAAUACAUCAAGAAAACAAGAGGGGUCUCAUUACAAUCGACAGAAAGGUAAGGAUAUCGGUGGGGUUAAGCAACAAACGAAAAAUGUUAAGCAUAAUACGAGGAGGCAAAGUGGGAUUAUUCCUUGUGGGAAAAGAACGGAUUUUGGGUAUGAUAAAGAUUUUGAUAAGAAGUUUACAAUUGGGAAGUUGUUGGGUCAUGGACAAUUUGGAUACACAUAUGUUGCCACAGACAAGUCUAAUGGAAAUCGCGUGGCUGUCAAGAGAAUUGAAAAGAAAAAGAUGGUUGUUCCAAUUGCAGUUGAGGAUGUAAAACGAGAAGUCAAGAUAUUGAAGGCCUUUGCCGGUCACGAGAAUGUAGUUGAUUUCUAUAAUGCAUUUGAGGAUGAUAACUAUGUUUACAUAGUAAUGGAGUUAUGCGAGGGCGGAGAACUGUUGGACCGCAUUUUGGCCAAAAAGGACAGCCGUUAUACCGAGAAAGAUGCAGCAAUAGUUGUUCGUCAGAUGCUAAAAGUUGCGGCUCAGUGUCAUUUACAUGGCUUGGUGCAUCGUGAUAUGAAACCUGAGAAUUUUCUCUUUAAAUCUCCAAAGGAGGACUCACCACUAAAGGCCACAGAUUUUGGUCUUUCAGACUUCAUAAGACCAGGGAAGAAAUUCCAAGAUAUAGUAGGAAGUGCAUAUUACGUAGCCCCAGAGGUAUUAAAGCGUAAAUCUGGACCUGAAUCAGAUGUGUGGAGCAUUGGUGUAAUUACAUUCAUUUUGCUUUGUGGUCGUCGACCCUUCUGGGAUAAAACAGAGGAUGGCAUAUUCAAGGAGGUCCUACGAAACAAACCUGAUUUUCGUCGCAAGCCAUGGCCAACUAUAAGCAACAGUGCUAAAGAUUUUGUUAAGAAAUUAUUGGUGAAAGAUCCUCGUGCUAGACUUACUGCUGCCCAGGCCCUAUCACAUCCAUGGGUCCGUGAAGGAGGUGAUGCUUCUGAGAUUCCACUAGACAUUUCUGUCUUGUCCAACAUGCGACAGUUUGUCAAAUACAGUCGAUUAAAACAAUUUGCAUUACGGGCAUUGGCUAGCACACUUGAUGAGGAGGAGCUGGCAGAUGUCCGGGACCAGUUUUCUGCAAUUGAUGUGGAUAAAAAUGGUGUUAUUAGCCUUGAAGAAAUGAGACAGGCACUUGCCAAGGAUCUCCCCUGGAAGAUGAAAGAAUCACGGGUUCUUGAGAUUCUUCAAGCGAUUGAUAGUAACACAGACGGGCUUGUUGAUUUCCCGGAGUUUGUUGCAGCGACUCUACAUGUCCAUCAGUUAGAGGAGCAUAAUUUGUUAAAAUGGCAGCAAAGAUCGCAAACUGCUUUUGAGAAAUUUGACGUUGAUAGAGAUGGAUUCAUAACUCCAGAAGAACUUAGAAUGCAUACCGGCUUAAAAGGCUCCAUAGACCCAUUGCUAGAAGAAGCAGAUAUCGACAAAGAUGGAAAGAUAAGCUUGUCAGAAUUCCGCAGGCUUCUAAGAACUGCAAGUAUAAGUUCACGAAUGGUGACUAGUCCUACGGUCAGAGGCUCUCGGAAAAUCUAGUCAGAGUGUUUAAGAGAUGUGAAAGUUAUCCAUGAGAAAAUUUUGUUGGAAAAUCACGUUCAUUUACAUGUU
Molecule: messenger RNA, 1903 nt
Organism: Solanum verrucosum
Lineage: Eukaryota; Viridiplantae; Streptophyta; Magnoliopsida; Solanales; Solanaceae
Product: calcium-dependent protein kinase 18-like
Exons: 12
Coding region: 140-1831 (563 amino acids)
Biological process (GO): protein autophosphorylation; intracellular signal transduction; peptidyl-serine phosphorylation
Cellular component (GO): nucleus; cytoplasm
Molecular function (GO): calcium-dependent protein serine/threonine kinase activity; calmodulin binding; calcium ion binding
Source: RefSeq, a predicted model, not a curated record